Molecule: messenger RNA, 2580 nt
Organism: Myotis brandtii (Brandt's bat)
Lineage: Eukaryota; Metazoa; Chordata; Mammalia; Chiroptera; Vespertilionidae
Gene: LRP10
Product: low density lipoprotein receptor-related protein 10
Exons: 13
Coding region: 1-2580 (859 amino acids)
Cellular component (GO): plasma membrane
Molecular function (GO): protein binding; calcium channel regulator activity; GTPase activity
Source: RefSeq, a predicted model, not a curated record
AUGGCGACUCCCUCUCUGCCCUUCCCCGCUCUUCCUCUAGGGGGCGCGCUGGCCCACCCGGACCGGAUCGUUUUCCCAAAUCCUGCCUGUGAAGACCCUCCGGCAGUGCUCUUGGAAGUACAGGGCACCUUACAGAGGCCCUUGAGCCGGGACAGCCACAGCUCCCCUGCCAACUGCACCUGGCUCAUCCCUGGCAGCAAGGAUCAGACUGUAAUGGUCAGGUUCCAAAAACUGCACUUGGCCUGUGGCUCGGAGCGCUUAAUCCUGCGCUCCCCUCUCCAGCCACAGAUCUCCCUGUGCGAGGCACCUGCCAGCCCUCUGCAGCUACCUGGGGGCAAUGUCACCAUCACCUACAGCUAUGCCGGGGCCAGAGCACCCAUGGGCCAGGGCUUUCUACUCUCCUACAGCCAAGAUUGGCUGAUAUGCCUGCAGGAAGAGUUCCAGUGCCUGAACCACCGCUGUGUGCCCUCAGCCCAGCACUGCGACGGGGUCGAUAGCUGUGGAGAUGGCUCGGAUGAGGCAGGUUGCGGUUCAGAUUCCUUCCCUGACCUGAUCCCAGCCUCUGCCCCCACCCCACGCUGCAAUCACACCUUGGAAGACUUCUAUGGGGUCUUCUCCUCCCCUGGAUACUCCCACCUGGCGUCAGUCUCCCACCCCCAGUCCUGCCUCUGGCUGCUGGACCCCCACGACGGCCGGCGCCUCGCAGUGCGCUUCACAGCCCUGGAUCUGGGCUAUGAAGAUGCAGUGCAUGUGUAUGAUGGCUCUGGGCCCCCUGAGACCUCCCGGCGGCUGCGCAGGCUCACCCACUUCAACAAUGGCAAGGCUGUCACCGUGGAGACGCUGUCUGGCCAAGCCAUUGUGGCCUACCACACAGUUCCUUGGAGCAGUGGUCGGGGCUUCAAUGCCACCUACCAUGUACAGGGCUAUUGCUUACCUUGGGACCAACCUUGCGGCUUAGGCUCUGGCCUGGGGGCCAGUGAGGGCCUCGGUGAGCGCUGCUACAGUGAGGCACAGCGCUGUGAUGGCUCCUGGGACUGUGCCGAUGGCACAGAUGAGGAGAACUGCCCCAGCUGCCCACCUGGACACUAUCCCUGUGGGGCUUUUGGCACCCCCAGUGCCACAGCCUGCUACCUGCCUGCUGACCGCUGUAACUACCAGACCUUCUGUGCUGACGGAGCAGAUGAGAGACGUUGCCGGCACUGCCAGCCUGGCAACUUCCGAUGUCGGGACGAGAAGUGCGUGUAUGAGACAUGGGUGUGCGACGGGCAGCCGGACUGUGCUGACGGCAGUGAUGAGUGGGACUGCUCCUAUGCCCUGCCCCGCAAGGUCAUUACAGCUGCAGUCAUUGGCAGCCUUGUGUGCGGCUUGCUGCUGGUCAUUGCUCUGGGCUGCACCUGCAAGCUCUAUGCCAUUCGCACCCAGGAGUACAGCAUUUUUGCCCCCCUCUCCCGAAUGGAGGCUGAGAUUGUGCAGCAGCAGGCACCCCCGUCUUAUGGGCAGCUCAUUGCCCAGGGCGCCAUCCCACCUGUGGAGGACUUCCCUACAGAGAAUCCUAAUGAUAACUCAGUGCUGGGCAACCUGCGUUCUCUGCUACAGAUCUUGCGCCAGGAUAUGACUCCAGGGGGUGCCUCAGGUGCCCGCCGGGGCCGUACUGUCCGCCGCCUGGUGCGCCGUCUCCGCCGCUGGGGCCUGCUUCCUCGAGCCAACCCUCCAGCCCGAACCCCUGAAACCAGACCCCAAGUCACACCUUCUGACGCUCCCCUUGAAGCCCUAGAUGGCAGCACAGGUCCAGCCCAAGCAAAUGCCACACUGCUGAAGAAGUCAGAGAAACUGUUGGCAGGGUUGGACCGGAGCGGGCCACCCUCUGCCCCCGGGGUCCCCAGACGAAGAGGCAGCAUGCCUGUCCCCUACAAGCACCAGCUGCGGCGGGCCCAGGCUGUAGAUGAACUUGACUGGCCACCUCAAGCCUCAUCCUCUGGCUCUUCUGACUCCUUGGGCUCAGGGGAGGCAGCCACCACCCAAAAGGAUGGCAUCUUCAAGGUCAUGCUUGUGGGGGAGAGUGGCGUGGGCAAGAGCUCCUUAGCGGGCACUUUUGGCGGUCUCCAAGGAGACAGUGCUCACGAGCCGGAGAACCCAGAGGACACUUAUGAGAGACGCAUCAUGGUGGAUAAGGAGGAAGUAACCUUAGUUGUUUAUGACAUCUGGGAACAGGGGGAUGGUGCGGGGUGGCUGCAGGACCACUGCCUUCAGACCGGGGAUGCCUUUCUCAUCGUCUUCUCAGUCACUGACCGACGAAGCUUCUCCAAAGUUCCAGAGACUCUACUUCGACUCCGCGCUGGGAGGCCCCACCACGACCUGCCCGUCAUCCUCGUUGGAAACAAGAGUGACCUGGCCCGCUCCCGGGAGGUCUCACUGGAGGAGGGCCGCCACCUGGCAGGAACACUGAGUUGCAAGCACAUCGAGACGUCGGCCGCGCUCCUCACCAAGAAGGCCAAGCGCUUCCUUGCCAACCUGGUGCCCCGCAACGCCAAGUUCUUCAAGCAGCGCUCUAGGUCGUGUCACGACCUCUCCGUGCUCUGA